Molecule: messenger RNA, 2658 nt
Organism: Rhincodon typus (whale shark)
Lineage: Eukaryota; Metazoa; Chordata; Chondrichthyes; Orectolobiformes; Rhincodontidae
Gene: allc
Product: allantoicase
Exons: 12
Coding region: 116-1294 (392 amino acids)
Biological process (GO): allantoin catabolic process
Molecular function (GO): allantoicase activity
Source: RefSeq, a predicted model, not a curated record
UGAUGAGGCUCUAAACCAGUUCACCGAAGGAAAAGUGCAGUUUCAUUUGUCAAGAAUAUUUUAAUCAGGGGAGACAAAAACAUAUAGAAUUUCAUCUGUUAAAACGGAUUGAACAAUGGCAGCUCGUCCAACUCAGAAAAACAUGGAGAAUCUUCCGGACUUUGUCCAGUUGAAUGACCUGGCUUGUGAAACAACAGGAGCAAAGAUCCUGUUUGCAACAGAUGAUUGGUUUGCAGCUGCAGAGAAUCUUUUGAAGCGAGAAGCGCCACAAUGGAAAGCAGAAGAUUUCACUAAUUUUGGAAAAUGGAUGGAUGGCUGGGAAACCAGGAGAAAACGAAUUUCAGGUCAUGACUGGUGUAUUAUCAAGCUGGGCGUGCCUGGAAUCAUACAUGGAUUUGAUGUAGAUACUUCUUACUUUACUGGCAAUUAUGCUCCUCGUAUAUCGAUUGCAGCAGCAAACCUAAAUGCUGAUGAAACUCCAGACCUGCCCCCAAGAGGGGAGAAAAUAGGAACUGCUGCUUCAGAGAAGGAAUUUGAAGCUGUCGGAAAGUUGCAGUCGGAGUUCUGGACUGUUUUGGUUCCAAUGACAAUCCUGCAACCGGGCUAUGUUGAUACUUGCCAUAAUUAUUUUCCUGCUCAGAAACUGGAGCGAUGGACUCACAUCAGACUGAACAUGUACCCAGAUGGUGGAAUUGCACGACUCAGAGUCUACGGCACAGGCCACAGAGAUUGGCUAUCAGUUUCACCAAAGCAGGAAAUAGAUCUGGUUGCAAUGACCAAUGGAGGUGUAUGCUUGGGAUACAGUGAUGCUCAUUUUGGACACCCUAAGAACAUUAUCGGCAUUGGAAGAUCCAAUGUAAUGUCUGAUGGAUGGGAGACAGCCAGGAGGUUGGACAGACCGACAAUUUUAAAGGUAGAUGAUCAGGGUAUUUUACAGGUACCUGGUUGUGAAUGGGCUGUUUUUAGACUUGGACAUCCUGGCGUAAUAACUCACAUUGACAUUGAUACAAGUCACUUCAAAGGUAACUUCCCUGAUAGUUGCAAAAUUGAAGGAUGUUCCAUAACUGCAGAAGAAGAGAAGGAAAGAAUUGCUACAAAGUGGAAAGACUGUUGUGGUUUGAAAUGGAAGUUAGUGCUGCCAGUUACUAAGCUCAAACCACACCAGCAACACUCCUACUCCACUGAAAUGAAAGAUACUCUAACUCACGUGCGACUAACAAUUAAACCAGAUGGUGGAAUCAGUCGGAUGCGGCUCUUGGGAUAUCCAUGCCCUCUGCCCUCAGGAACCCUGUGAAAAGAACCUUUGCAAGUGCAUUGCAAUUUUUUCUCUCAAUUACAUUAAUUUUUCUGGAAAUCUACUUAUGCUAGAUUGCCAGCUUUUUUUUUUGUUUCGGUUUGUCUUGCGCCAUUGGUAUUACAAAAUUAUUGGCUUCUUGUGAGGAAGCUAGAAGACUGAAGUUAUCAGGGAAAUCUCUCAAAUCCCAAUUAUGUUGUUUCUAUUACUGCAAUACAGUUGUGAAGGCAAUGAACCUAUAUGAAAUCUUAGCUAGUCUUAUUUUAUAAUUUAUAAAUAAUGUGUUCAAAUAUCUCUGCAAAUCCUGGUAUCAAUCUCUGCUGACUUGACUAAAUUAUUUGAGAUUGAGGAGGUUCCCUUCAUUUGAGUAAAAUGAAGAAGUCUCUGUGUCAUAAUGCACAGCUGUCAAGGGUAGAAUUGGCCAAUACCCAUGGCUUGUUUGAUUUGUAAUGACCAUGCCUAUCAAUUCAAUUUUAAGGGGUCUAUUAACCCCCACCCCUUGCAAGGAGAGCUGAACAGACCCAAACAAUGCCAAAAAUCUUCAGGGAUUCAGUGGAAUGGUAUGUCUGUUUUUACCUAGCGAUGUCUGAGGGAUUGUGUUUGGGGUAAUCCCUCCUUCAUAUCAUCUAUUGAUGGUGGGGAAGUUCUACCUUAAAUGGACUCCUAAAGAAGUGGCAAAUGCCAGGCUUUGGCACAUUCAAGAUAAACUUAAAUCCCCAUCAUAUCUCCAUACUUUUGUCUGAAUUAUUUCAGAACUGAAUGGGAUGCAUGCAGGUUUUUGGAGUCUCUUUUACUCUUAAGCAAUAUUUGAUAACAUUCUCUAAAUUGAAAUGUAGAUACUGUGAAUGUAUGCAUUUGGCCAGUUGAGGGCCACAAGUUACUGGCAGUGGUAUCAUUGUACAAUUAGUUAAACACUGGUACAACAUUCAUCUCUGCUAUUUUUAAUGGAGAUGUUAGGGAUCAAUGGUUGUCUUAACAGUUUAAAGAAAGAAAUAUGCUACAAGUAUGUUUAUGAAAUAAUAUAAACAACUGUAACUUCCAGCCUACUACUCCCUUCCUCGUGUAAAAUGUACAAUCUUGACACAUGGUAGACAACAUUAAUUACUUUCAAUAGUUUAAUCAUCUCUUUAUUAUUGGGGAUAUUUUACUUUCUUUAAAUAUCUGAUCAGUACUCUGGGGUUGGUGGCAAUACAAUUUAAACAGAAACUAGAAACCUUUGUUUAAAAUUGUUUGUGCUUUAAAGAAAUCACCAAUUACGACUGUGUAUUAAAUGUUAUGUGGAUGGCAUCUGUGUUAACAUUUAAUUGGAUGAUUUUUGAUGAAAUGAUCAAAGAGGAGGCAUAAAAUAAAGAUGAAUAACUGAA